CGGUCUGCUUCUCUUUCUUUGCGUAUCAGCACCAGUUCGCCGAAGAAGAAAAACAUGCGCUUCCUCUUGGUCCGGAAAGCGUGGAAGUAAAUGUAUCUUGGUAAAUAAAUGUUCGUUUUCUAGCUACAAAAUUAUUUUGGCAAGAUGGUUCGAAAAUUGAAAUUUCACGAGCAGAAGCUUUUGAAGAAGGUUGACUUUAUCAACUGGGAGGUAGACAACAACCUGCACGAGGUGAAAGUAUUGCGAAAGUAUCACAUCGAGAAGAGAGAAGACUACACUAAGUGAGUGUGCGGUUUUAUGGCCUUUUUUUAUGUCUCCAGCUAUAUGUAAAAUGUGUUUAAAUGAAUCAAUUAAGGUUUGGAUGUGAAAGUUAUUGUUCAUUUGCUAUAUAGUAGAAUAAGGGUGACUAUUCCUAAUUCUUAAAAGGCCUACCUACAGGCUGCAUUCUAGUUCAAUGAUAGCCUCGAUAUAGGCGAACAUCCAACCCUAUUUUCCCAUCUAUUAUAUUCAUAUUUGUUCUAUAUGGAGGCAGUUUUAGCACUUUGACAAUCCCUAGAAGGCUGUCCCUACUCAGGAGCCUCAGUGCUUUCUGAUUAGCCACAGUCUGCUAACGUUAUCUCCAUAGGUACAAUAAGUUGAGCCGUAACAUCAGAGAGCUUGCUCAGAAGAUACGUGAUCUGGACGAGAAGGAUGGCUUCAGAGCCCACAGCACAGGUCAACUACUUGAGAAACUGUGAGUAUCAGUGUGACCGGGCUGAAUUCGAACCAGGUCCCCUGCGCUCAUAGGAAACUUGUCUGUCAUCUAAAAGUAAAGUGGGUAACACAGAUUUACUACAGUGAUUAUGGUGUGAACAUUUGCAUCUCUUCUUAAAGGUAUGGUACUGGGCUGAUCCCCACCAAACAGAACCUGGUUCUCACAGAGAAAGUCACAGCCUCUUCAUUCUGCAGGUGAAUAAACCCAUUCCAUCUCUCAAUAACAAUAGUAAGAGUAAAACUAGAUGUUGCAUUCUACCCAUCACUUGUAAUACCUCUGGCUCAAUUCUCAAUCUCUGAUUUCCAGGAGGCGGCUACCCACCAUAAUGGUAAGCUUACGAAUGGCUCAGAACCUGAAGACUGCCAAUCACCUUCAUCGAACAGGGACGUAUCCUUCAUACGGUCACAGUACGAGUGAUGUAGUGCCUGUGUGCAUGCUGUGGCAAUGGUGUUUUUUUACCCUCUUGUAGGGAUCAUAGAUUGAAAUGUCAAUUAGAUUGGUCUUCUGUGAUGAAUAUCAAUGUAGUGCUUUGUGGCCUUGACUGUACCUUAGAUGUGCGUGUGGGACCAGAGAUUGUCACAGACCCAGCUUUCCUUGUCACUAGGUAAGUGUUGGGUUUUGUCUGACUACUUCUGGUACAUAUUUUUUCUGACAUCUUGUCAGUCCCCAAAUCCUAAAUGUUUUAUUCCAUCAGAAAUAUGGAAGACUUUGUAACAUGGGUUGACUCUUCAAAGAUCAAACAGCACGUCAUGACCUACAAUGAUGAGGUGAGAGAGACCACGAUCUAACAAACAAACUGAAUUUUGUCAAGACUUCUUGACUCUGUUUGAAUAUAAGAUUGUCUAGUCUAUGAUGGUAAAUCCUGUUGUACACAUAGGGUUUCUGACUGUCUCAGUGUUGCCUUUUGUUUUCCAGAGGGAUGACUUUGAUCUUGUGGUGUAGACCUAUUCACCAUCAGGUCAUUCAUCACCCCUGGGAAGGACGAGGAAUGUGAAGAGGCUUGCAUGUGUGUGUGUAUAACAAGUAUGAGCAUUUGUAUGGGUGAGCCCAUGUUUGAGCGUGUAUGUUUGACUGUGCAAGUGUGUGUGUGUGUGUGUAUUUUUUGUUGGGGAAGGGAGUGUUAUUUCUAAUUUCAACAUGUAGUGUUUAAUUUUUUUAAAUAAACAUUAAGAUAGUAAAUAUACAUUUCAACAAAUCAUAUUUUGCAGUUCUGUAACCUUUGUAAACAAAACUCAACUUUUUUGCCAUGUUAGAGUUUUCACACUUACGACCAUUUGCAUAUAGAUAGAAUUUUCCUUCACAAAGAGACAUUGUAAAAAAUUAAGUAACGGAAUAAUGUAAACAAUGCAUUUUCCAUCUCUUUUAUGCUCCAGCUAAUGGGAUUGUACAAGCACUAUGAAUUCACAGAAAGCUCCACUUGGCUCACAUUAUCAACCACAGGGCAGUAUCUUUAUACAGGUAUUGUAGGGCCCUGUGUUUGGUUAAUCAUGUCACAUGACCUGGAUUUUAACCUUUAAUUUAAAGCUGUCUGUCAGA
Messenger RNA from Coregonus sp. 'balchen', 2290 nucleotides. The record is from the annotation of a GenBank genome assembly. Lineage: Eukaryota; Metazoa; Chordata; Actinopteri; Salmoniformes; Salmonidae.